Molecule: messenger RNA, 463 nt
Organism: Limulus polyphemus (Atlantic horseshoe crab)
Lineage: Eukaryota; Metazoa; Arthropoda; Merostomata; Xiphosura; Limulidae
Product: quinone oxidoreductase-like
Exons: 2
Cellular component (GO): cytosol
Molecular function (GO): mRNA 3'-UTR binding; quinone reductase (NADPH) activity; NADPH binding
Source: RefSeq, a predicted model, not a curated record
AUCAUUGGUAAUCGAGGUACAGUAAAUAUAAAUCCUAGAGAUAUGAUGGGUCCAGAAACUUCAGUUACUGGAGUGGCUCUUGCUACUUCUACAGAGGACGAAUGGAGCACAACAACUCAAGAAGUGUUGCGUGGAACAGAGGAAGGUUGGGUGAAGCCAGUCAUUGACAAGAAAUACACUCUGGACUCUGUUACUGCUGCUCAUCAUGAUAUAAUCCAUUCCAAAGGUGCUAAAGGAAAACUGGUCUUACAGAUUGAUUGAAUGGGAAGUAUGUCAGAUUAUAAGGCAGUCUAUUAUCUGGGCGUCAGUAUAACCCCAUGAUUCUUGAAUAAUUCAAGUUUAACUGUUCAAAUAUGUCUUGUUUGUUACGUUUUUUUCUUUUAUUUUCUGUGUAAUACUUGUGUAAGUAUAUAGCCAAAUCAACAAAUAAUGUGUUCCUGAAAUACACAAAUAUUAAUGGUAA